Messenger RNA from Acanthochromis polyacanthus (spiny chromis), 1686 nucleotides. It is a transcript of the gene alkal1, whose product is annotated as ALK and LTK ligand 1. The record is from RefSeq and is a predicted model, not a curated record. Lineage: Eukaryota; Metazoa; Chordata; Actinopteri; Pomacentridae. The transcript is spliced from 6 exons. Gene Ontology annotation, molecular function: receptor tyrosine kinase binding; receptor signaling protein tyrosine kinase activator activity. The coding region runs from base 737 to 1210 and encodes 157 amino acids. Gene Ontology annotation, biological process: positive regulation of ERK5 cascade; positive regulation of ERK1 and ERK2 cascade.
CAGAAUGCAAAGAGCUGAGCCAGCAGUCCUCUAACUCUCUCUGAAAUAACGUCCCUCCAAUUACACAUUUCGUUAGAGCUCACUUGUAGAUCUGCGCUCAGUUUGCGGGGAAACAGUCGGAUGGCUGCUCCUGGAGGCGCAUUCUCUGCAGCGCUUAGGCGGUCACAAGACUCGGGCAUCGGUGAGCAAAAACAUCGAGACACUGACAGGUCAGCUAGAAGCUUACAGGGCCGCACAUUCUUCUCCUCUCCACAUCCAACGUCCAACAAGUUGCUCCUUUUGGGGAACUUCGGGGCGCGCCGCGCCAUCGUCUCUGUCGCGUAUUUUUUCAACGGGAAUCUCACCGGGGCUCUUUUUUUAGACCUUAACCAGCUCCUCUGUGCGUAAAAGGCUCGUUUUAUUUGGAACUAAAUGGUGUUUAAAAACUAAAUCCGGUCAUGUUUCGGUGCGUAAAGCGGUGGCACACGACAGAGUGACCGAGUGCCGCUGGAGGAAGUUUCACCAAGGAUGUCAACAUUGCUUUGCCACCCACUCGAAAUCGAUUGUAUUACCUUCAAGAAGGUGGCUCCUCGUAUAAAUAGGAACGCAUUAUUUCAAGAAAGACGCUGGUGAGCGCAAUUGCUCUCUCUCUCUCUCUCUCUCAUCGGACCGCAGACACAAGAAUUUACUGAACCUGACAACUGUGUCCACUGUGCAGAACAUAAGCAUCUUUAACUCUUAAACCAACGGUGAAGUCAUGCAGGUGGAGAGGAAAUGGCACAUACUGUUGACCAUCUUCUUUCUGCUCGUCACCUCGGGUCAGUGUAUGGACAGCAAGGAGGUCAAGCAGAAAGAGAGACGGACGCUGUUGGAUCUAAUCUUGCAGGUGAUCAGAGACGGCCAGCAGCGGGACAAACCCGUCUCCAGGCGCUGCAGCAGUGGACUCUUCAGCUCAGCCCAAGACAUGAAGUUCUCCUCCCACGAAAAGCCUUUCUAUGCCCCUAGGCUGGAUAACAGUAGACUCAUAGAAAUUGUCCCUAGAGACGCAAACAUGAAAGACAAAUUCAUUCAGCAUUUUGGAGCAGGACAAGUCAAGUUCUCGUCGGAGUGUAAAACACACUUUCACAGACUUUAUCACAACACAAGGGACUGCUCUAGACCGGCGUAUUACAAAAGAUGUGCGAGGUUGCUAACGCGACUAGCAAUGAGUCCGCUCUGCAUGCAGUCCUAGAUGCUGCCUGCCCCUAAAAUACCAGAAGAGGGAUCAAAGCGUUGCCAAGGAAGUGCCUUCAGAGCCUCAGCAGUCUGAGAACAUUGUUGUUCGGUUUCAUUUCUGAAAAACACACACGGACAGUCGUUGGUUGUUUUUGAACAGACUUUUUGCUUUUUAUUCCACUGUACCUGUAUGUACCAUAUAUUUGUGAGGAAAUAUUAAUUUAAUAUUAAAUGCACCUAUUUAUUGAAAGGGUCUGUAUAUAAUGAUUUCACAAGCAUUUCCAAAAUCUCAUUAUUUUGGUUAUAAAAGUUCUAUACGAUGGAGAGAAAGUUCUGUUUAUUUUCUCCUCCUCCACUAUUGUGCUGAUAUUACACACCGUCGUUGUCUUCAUUGCAUUUUAUUUGGCACUUCAGUGACUGCUGACAAUGAGAACAUGUAGAAUAACGACCAUGGUGAUGAUGCACUGCAGUACUGAACAAUAAAGAAUAUUG